Molecule: messenger RNA, 1624 nt
Organism: Tetranychus urticae (two-spotted spider mite)
Lineage: Eukaryota; Metazoa; Arthropoda; Arachnida; Trombidiformes; Tetranychidae
Product: carbonic anhydrase 1
Cellular component (GO): cytoplasm
Molecular function (GO): zinc ion binding; carbonate dehydratase activity
Source: RefSeq, a predicted model, not a curated record
UCUCCAUCUAUUAAUUGGUGUAAAAGUGUGAAACAAAUCAAAAUUAGAAAGGAAGAGUAAAUUCAAACAAAAAAAUAAUGAAAAUCGUCACUUUAUUUAAGAAAAGAUAACUCGAACGGAACUUUUCAACAUUUGUUUUGGUGUGUUUUUUGUUUCUUCAAUUCAACAAAGCAGAUAAACGCUGAAAAUAUAAGCAACAAAAGUGAAAACAAUUUUCAUUUCACCCUUUUAUAUUAUUUUUAGUAAUUUAUCGUUUUUUUACUUACCAAGUUUGUUUUGCUCAUCCGCUUGUGUCAUCAGUUUUGAAGUCAAUGUUGAUUAAAAUUUUACCUGUGAUCCUAUCAAUUGUUGGUCAAUUAGUUUGGUACCGAGCUGUGCUUGGGCAAUCAUCUGAUGAACCAUUAAUUAUACCAGUUUCAAUUUAUCCCAUGUAUGAGUUGGACAACCAAUACAUUGGAGACAAUAAUUUCAAACCGCCAACAGGCUUUGAAGAUGAAGACAGUUCCGAAGAAGAGGAUAAAUUAGACCCCGACAAGAUUGAUUACGAAGACAAAGAACGUAAACCAGCAAUGGACAUUGCUAAUUGGACUUAUCAAGAACAAGAAGAUUGGGAAAGCUUUUACCCAGAUUGUGGUGGUAAUAACCAAUCACCCAUUAAUAUUAUUGACGAGUUUACGGAGAAAGAUGAUAUUACAGAAAUUUUUUUUGACCCCAGUUAUGAAGCUUGCUGUCGAGAAAUGGAAGUCAAGAACACCGGACGAUCAGUUGAGCUCGCGAUAUCUGAAGGUAAAGGACCAUUGGUAACAGGACCUUUUGUUGACAAUGAAGCCUUUCAUUUCACUCAACUGCACUUUCAUUGGGGAGUCGAAGCUGAACAAGGGUCCGAACAUGCAAUAAAUAACCAACGUUAUGAUAUGGAGAUGCAUUUUGUGCAUUACAACCAAAAAUAUAAGGAUUUUAAUGAAGCGUCAACAAAAGUCGAUGGCUUGGUUGUUUUAGCAACAUUAUUUAAGAUAUCCGAAAGUAAUAACCCAGCCUUAGAAGAUAUUGUCAGGAAAUUAGAUAAGAUCAGAUGUGGAGGAUUGCGAUAUGAGCUUGGAUCUCGAUUGAAUUUGUUACAACUUUUACCUUCAAAUUUUGGUAAAUAUUACCAAUAUCAAGGAUCUCUCACCACACCACCGUGCUCUGAAUCAGUUACAUGGAUUGUUUUCAAAAAUUCACAGAACAUAGGAAGAAAACAGAUUAAUAAGUUCAGGAAACUUUUUCAAGAUAAAAAAUGCACCAUUGAAAUGGGUACUGUUACAAGACAAUUACAGCCUAUUAAUGAACGGAUUGUUUACUCAUCAACAUCAACUAAUAAUCAUUAUCCAGCUAAAAUGAAUGGCUUAAGCAGAUUACAAACGAUUGGAAAAGUAAUCGGUCUUAAGGGAAGCCUUUUUUAAAGUCAUUUCAUUGAAACAAGUCAAUUUUUCCUAUGUUUUUUUGUAUACCGCAUCAAAUCGCAAGUCACCAAAUUCACUUGUUUAAAUUAAAUAGAGUUAGAUGAAACUAACAUAAAAGGAGUAAAUAUCAUCUAGCUUGUGAUUGUAAUUUAUCAAAAUAAAAAAUUUUAUAAAAAUUUAAA